AAAAAUUUAAUCGUAUCGUUACGAUAUUGCCUUCGAGCACGGUUCUGGCAUAAUAUUCUGUCUGGUGACUAUAUAAAGCUGGUUGAACGCAACAUUCUCGGCUUUUUGUAAGCCCAUAAGCUUUAUCGUAAUGGCUUCCUCUAGUGUGCCAAAGUUAUAUUGUAGUGUGAUAGAAGAUGUAAUAUCUAGUGUGAGAGAAGCAUUCAUAGAUGAAGGAGUUGAUGAACAAGCUCUUGCUGAAUUGAAACAGGUUUGGGAAAAGAAAGUGCAAGAAUCUAAAGCAAUUGAAAGGGAAGUUGAAGCUCCUAUUAAUAAGGCACCUGUGUUACAACCUGUUCAACAGACUACAAAUAUAGGAACUUCAGCAACUAUUACUCACCAGUUGGCUAUGCCUACCGCUAAUAUUGUCCCACAAACUUUAUUGCAGUAUACCAAUGCUGAUGCUCAAAAAACUAUGCAACUUAACUUGCCGCAAAAAUUAACAUUAACUGUUCCAGCCCAUUUAGCUCAGUCUGGUCUUCAAACUUUGGUUUCUGCUCCAAGUGGCACUACAGCCCUUCAGUUUCCUGCUGACCUUGCAUCAUUCUUCCAAGGAACUAAUGUUAUAACCUCUGGUCAUCCAAAUAGUAUCCAACAUGGUGGUCAACAAAUUGCUGGUGUUCAUUAUCAAACAUUAACUAGUGAACAGUUGAAAAAUGCUCAACAGUUUACUGUUACGAUUCCAGUUAGCUCAGCGCAAUCUCAGCCCAGUGUUAUUGGUCAGAUUGAUGGAGCAAAUGAUACGAGUGAUGAUGACGAUGAUGAUGAUUUUCAAGAUAAUGAUGAUGAUCGUGAUGACAAUGAUGAUGACCAAAAUGAAGAUGAUAUAGGGGAAGAAGAUGAGGAACCCUUGAAUUCUGCUGAUGAUGUUAGUGAAGAUGACCCAACUGACCUAUUUGAUACUGAAAAUGUUGUUGUCUGUCAGUAUGAUAAGAUAACAAGAAGCAAAAACAGAUGGAAAUUUCAUUUAAAGGAUGGCAUCAUGAAUCUACAAGGCAAAGACUUUGUUUUCCAGAAAGCUCUAGGUGAUUCUGAAUGGUAGCAUGCCUGUGUUCCUGAUUAUUCCUCUUCUCAUUUUAAUCAUCAUCAUCUUGACAAUCCUCAUUGGUCAGUACCUUUGAUGGCUAGUAUCAAAAGUUAAUGAUUUGCGGCAUCUGGCUGACAAUAGGUUGUCAUGACUUUCAUUCGGGACUGAGAACAGCAAGUUGUUUAAUCAUACCUUUUUUUAAACUAUUUGUACAGUACUGUGUCUCCUCCAAUGCUAUUUUCUGGCAUCUUGAAUUUUGAUACGACUCUUCCACAAACUUGUAGUUUCUAUUUUAAACAGUUUAAAGAUAAUUUUGUUUCGCCUGCCUUUGUAUCAAUGUCUAUGCAAUUUUAUCGAAUCCUCUACCAAAAGUGGAUAAAUUUCUAUAUUUCUAGCUAAACUUUAUGAUAUUGUAUUAGUUUAUUUUCUUUUUUUAGCCAAAUCUGGUGUGUUGUCUCGUAAUGCAAAUUUUUUUUCUUUUUUAAUUUCAUGCAUAUUCCAAUGAAAAAUUUAUUUCAAAGCAGAUGAAAGUCAAAAUUCCUGAGCUACAAUU
Molecule: messenger RNA, 1619 nt
Organism: Parasteatoda tepidariorum (common house spider)
Lineage: Eukaryota; Metazoa; Arthropoda; Arachnida; Araneae; Theridiidae
Gene: TfIIA-L
Product: transcription factor IIA L
Biological process (GO): transcription initiation at RNA polymerase II promoter; transcription by RNA polymerase II
Cellular component (GO): transcription factor TFIIA complex
Source: RefSeq, a predicted model, not a curated record